Agrilus planipennis (emerald ash borer) is the source of this 682-nucleotide messenger RNA. RefSeq lists its product as uncharacterized. The transcript has 3 exons. NCBI's taxonomy places the organism in Eukaryota, Metazoa, Arthropoda, Insecta, Coleoptera, Buprestidae. The record is from RefSeq and is a predicted model, not a curated record. The coding region runs from base 96 to 671 and encodes 191 amino acids.
GUUAGUGGUAGUUCUUUCCACUAAAUAUUUUUAAUGUAAUCUGUUUCAGAGUCCACUAUAUUGUACUAGAAUCUUUAUAGAAAGAGAAAACUACGAUGGUUCUUCGGUAUUUACUUUUCCUCGUUUCUGCUAUCACUUUAGUGAACAGUUUUGGUGGAGAAGACAAAUUUAUAAGGAAAUAUGCAAUGAUGAAAAUUUACGAAAGUUGUUUUGGAUCCGAAGUCGUUAAACAAAUUCGAAAAGAAAUGAAAGCAGCUUGUCUUAAAUGUGCUUCAUAUUAUGAUCAAGCUUCGUCUGCAUCCCCAACCCCGCCACCGUCGACACAACAACCCCACAAACAGGAAGAAGGAAUGACACUAGACCACGAAAAUGCCAUUUACACAAGCGGUCAACCCUUUGGUAGCGAAAAAUUAAAUCCUACAAUUAUAGCGUACAGACCAAAUCCAUAUUCGCCAGCCAUGUUCAGACCGUUUCCAAAUCCAGGAAUGUUCCCACCCCAACCAGCACCAAUGUUCUUUAGUCCCCAGUACCAACAACCUAAUCCAUUUGUACCCCCUAAUCCCUACGGAUUACCCUUCUUGGCGCAAAGACAAUUCUACGCGGGGCAAAGGAUGGCAGUAAGUAAAACAUUUUUGAAGUUAUACUUCUUUAGGCGCGUUAUGAAAAACUGAUGAGAGUGAAA